Symbiodinium sp. CCMP2592 is the source of this 1548-nucleotide messenger RNA. NCBI's taxonomy places the organism in Eukaryota, Dinophyceae, Suessiales, Symbiodiniaceae. The record is from the annotation of a GenBank genome assembly.
AUGCUCCUGACGCUGGCUAGCCUGUUGACAUGGCAGGCCUUUGGCAAUCCGUCCUACAUGAACUGUGACUUUAACUGCCUUGGCGGCUAUACUCCUGGCAGUGCGUUUGGCCAGAUGGGCAUUGCCAACGUGGGUGCGACCAGCGGUGCCACAUGCGCAAUAUCCACGGACAUCCCCGGCACGGGCUUUGUGCAGGGACAAGACUACCAGGUUACAGUCUCGUCCACAACCGCACUUGCCCAAAAGCUGGCAGCCAGCAGCGGCAGCUUUGGUGGCAGCGAGACUGUGGAUGAAAAUUCCAAGGUCACCAGUCACGCCUACACAUGGACCGCCCCUUCCUGUGGCAGUGCGAGCUUCCGUGCCCUUUGUGGCGCUGGUGGGAGCAUCGACGAAAUGUGGUAUGCAGCAGAAGUAUCCAGCACUGAGGCUGCGGGCAUCACAUGCACGACCACCGGCAGCUCCAGUGACGCCACUACCACGCCAGCAGGAAGCGGUCUGGAGUUGACAGCCGGCCUGUCCAUGAGGGCAGAAGUCCUGGAUAGCACCGACAUUCGCAUCGAAGUUACGUCCUCCAUGAACACCUGGAUCGGACUUGGCUUCGCGUCGGGCGACAGUGUGUCGAUGAUCGAUGCCGACGCCUUCGUCUGCAGCGGCGGGGAGGUGUUGCGUUACUGGAUGACUGCAAAGAGCACACCGACUUCCGGCGUGAGCGUGCCGGGCUCCUCCUGCUCAACUGUUUCUGGCCAGGUCACCAUGGAAUUCACGCGGAAGCUUGAGGCUGAUUCGGCCAACGAAGUGGCGAUUACUCCCGGCACAUCGCAGACGAUCAUCUUCGCGCACGGCGAGGAAGGUUCGACGACCAUGUCCUACCACUUCGGGAACCGAGGAGGGCUGAUCAUUGACUUUGCCGAAACCUCGUCGGCGGUGGUUGCGAAGGCGACUGCACCGGCGAGUUUGUGGCUGCACCUCAUUUUUAUGGCCAUUGGGUGGGGAGCUCUUCUACCAUGGGGCGUCGCCUUGGCCAACCGCACCCGCAAUGUCACCGGGGCGCCUCCGGGCAGUUGGUUCAAGCUUCACAAGAGAAUACAGGUGGUUGGCUGGGCAGUACAGCUCGUUGGCUUCUGCAUGGCUGUGUGGUACGUGCAGGCCUUGCAGUUUACGAGCGCGCAUCACGUGAUCGGCUUCGUCGCAGUGGUCCUCGGAACCCUGCAGCCCUUCAAUGCCAUCCUCAGAAAACUCUGCGCCCACCCGCACCCUGGUGAGAGCAAGACCGCUGGCCGCCUCAUCUUCGAAAUCGUCCAUAAAGGCUCUGGUUACAUUGCCACGCUGAUGGGCAUGUUGAACUGUUGGAUCGGUGUCCUCCUCCUCAUCCGAAAUGAGUUCGAGGCGGCAGUGAUUGCUGUUGCCGCCACUCUGGCGGCCAUCGGAACGCUCUCUGUGACGUUCUACUUCAUCUUGUCAUUGAUCCAGAAGGACAACUGCAUCUCAAAAGCUUUGACGGGGGCCAAUUCAUACGGCGACAAGGUCGAGACCAAGAUGGAUGCUUGA